Messenger RNA from Mytilus californianus (California mussel), 2055 nucleotides. RefSeq lists its product as uncharacterized. Bases 35 to 1018 code for a protein of 327 amino acids. The transcript has 5 exons. NCBI's taxonomy places the organism in Eukaryota, Metazoa, Mollusca, Bivalvia, Mytilida, Mytilidae. The record is from RefSeq and is a predicted model, not a curated record.
AAUGACUAUUUGUUUUUCAUUGUAGAUAAGAAAAAUGCAUAUAUUAUGCAUGUGUAUAUUUUUAAUUCCUUUAUGGCAUUUUCUAUCUGUAUACACUCAAAAUGUAUAUGCAUCAGAAGGUGCUAAUGUAACCAUUAAAUGCAAACUGUUUCCAAACAGCAAGUCGACAUGGGACAAAGUAAAGUCCAAUGAAAAAAAUACAGUCAUUUUGUAUGCAGAUGGUAAUGAGAUCAAUCCAGAUUUACCUAAUAAGCAAAACCUUGCAAUUGUUGGUAAUAUAAACGAAGGUGACUAUAAUCUCCAAAUACAAAAUGUAUCAUUGAACGACGACGGGAUUUACAUAUGUUCCCAAAGAAGCAAUGAACAGGGGAUAUUGGAGUCCUACGUUACACUUAAGAUAACAGAUAGCAGAACAACCAGCCCAUCAGUUGACUCUUCUUUGGUGAACAACACGACAACCAAUUUAAUUGACAAUGUAUCAGACGACGACUUUAAAUCUACAUAUGUAUAUGGGUAUUGUUGGAUAUUAAUGGGCAGUAUAGCUGCAGGAAUAGCUUUAUUAUGUGGAUGCUUACAUAUUUUCUGCUACAGUGAGCGUGGAAAAAACAUGAGCGAGAUUGUUAACAUGAAUCCAGAUAAUAACUAUGAUGAAAUAGGAACUUUGAAUUACAACAAUGCUAUUUUUGAUCAUACAGCCAACAAUGCAGGAUUGAAUAAUGAUAAUGCCUCAAGCAGUAUCGAAAGUAACGAUAAUAUAUUAAGAGCCGAUGUUGUUCAUGUUGUUAGCUCUGAUGACAGCUCUUCUAUAAAACAAUCUGGUGACGGUUAUGAAAAUCCGUAUCAAGCGAUAAAUCUUUGUGAUAUCGAUAUGCAUCAUUAUAGUAACAUCGUCUCAAGCCAUUAUCAAAACACGAUUAUAUUUCCACCUAGCUUGUCGAAAAAUACUUCCAAAUACUUAAAUAUUUCAAUGGAUAGUCUCAUAAAUCACUGGCUUGUAAUAUACAAAAGAAAACAAUGAGCUGAUUCAAGAAAAUUACAAAAGACAUGCUAUCACAGGAGACAAAUUUUGAUUGGAAUAGCAUGUAUAAUAACUUAUUCCAUAAGUUUCAAAUUUAUAUAACUAUCUUUAUUUGUAUCUUUGCGUUAAUGAAUCAUCAACCAUUCAUGAUUUCUUGAUUUUACGUCAAUCAUGAUGACUAGUUUACAAACAUGAGCAGUUGGUACAUAUGUCUGAAUACGUCAUAUACAACAUAAACCGUCAUCAAAAUAUUUUAAAUAAUAGGCUGUCGAAUUAUUUGCUAUGUUUCUUUUUUGUGCAAGUAGUAAAGUAAUCUUUGCAUUGUUUGUCUUUCGUACUGAUUUUUAUAAUUUGGUAUUAUGUUGUACAGUUCUUUUUGUUGUUGGGGUGUACAAGUACCGAUCCACGUACACUUUGUGCUUUUUAUUAGAUGUAUUUCUCUUCGUAUCCGUCUGAUGAGUUAAGCCUUAUUCAACAGGUUUGUAUUGUUUGUUAUUAUGUUGUACUGUUAAAUUAAUGUCCCAUGUUAGGGGAGGGUUGACGCAUUCAAAAUGGUUUAACCCCGCCACAUUUUGUAUGUCCUUGUUUAAGGUCAGAAAACAUGUAAUUCAGUAGUUGUCGUUAAUAGCUGUGUUAUUACAUAUUUGUUAUAAUUUCAUUAUUAUGAACAGAAGUUAGUUGUCUCGUUUGAAUUGUGUUACAUUUGUCAUUUUGGGACCUUUUAUAACUGACUAUGUGGUAUGGGCUUUGCUAAUUGGUCAAGGCAGUAUGGUCAUUAUAAUUGUUAAUGAUAUGUCAUUUUGUCAAAUAUCAAGAGUUGUUUCAUUUGCAAUCAUAUAUGCACACCGCAUCUUCUUUUUAUUUAAAGAAUUUGAGUUAAUUUUCUUGAGUGUGAUUUAUAGUGCUUUUAAGCGUUUGGAUCGUAGUCAACUAAUAAUUAAAAUGUGCAUAAUAUCUCGACAGCAAAAAAACAAAUUCAAAUUAAAAGAAAAAAAUACUAUAAACUAACAAAAAACAAUCAAAAGCAAGCAACAGAA